CUUGUCAGUGAGGGAGACCGCGACUCCUGCAACAUUAACCUGUAAAAGACGACGUACCACAAUGGCUACAGCAUUGUCUGGGGGCUUCAGCAAAAACGCCCUUUUUAUUUUAUCCGCGGCGUUAAUGUUGCAGGCAGUUUUAGGAGACGGAAAGACUCUCGUUCUGCUAGACAAUCCCAACAUCAGAGACACUCAUUCAAUCUUCUUCCGCAGUUUAGCAGAUCGUGGAUUUGACCUUACUUUUAAGACUGCUGAUGAUCCUGGUCUCUCCCUGCUCAAGUAUGGUCAAUUCCUCUACGACCAUCUCAUCCUUUUCUCUCCAUCAGUGGAAGAUUUUGGGGGUAACAUCAAUGUUGAGACCAUUACAGCCUUCAUUGAUGGUGGAGGAAAUGUUCUUGUUGCUGCCAGUUCUGAUAUUGGUGAUCCUCUGAGGGAGCUUGGAAGUGAAUGUGGCAUUGAAUUUGAUGAGGAGAAAACUGCUGUUAUUGAUCACCACAACUAUGAUAUUUCUGAUCCUGGUGAGCACACACUAAUUGUUGCUGAUCCAGAGAAUCUUCUCAAAGCCCCAACUAUAGUUGGCAAGCCCACCGAUAAACCAGUCCUGUUUAAAGGUGUUGGUAUGGUGGCCGACCCAGAUAACCCUCUGGUGCUGGACAUUCUGACAGGCUCUUCCACCUCAUACUCCUACUUCCCUGAUCGUCCCAUCACACAGUAUCCUCAUGCAGUUGGAAAGAACACCCUUCUAAUCGCUGGUCUGCAGGCAAGAAACAAUGCACGUGUGGUUUUCAGUGGAUCACUGCACUUUUUCAGCGAUGCUUUCUUCAACUCUGCCGUGCAGAAGGCUGCUACUGGCUCAAAGAGAUAUGAACAGACUGGUAACCAGGAUCUGGCUGAGGCCUUGUCCCGCUGGGUGUUUAAAGAGGCUGGUGUUCUCAGAGUCGGAGAUGUAACCCAUCAUCCUGUUGGAGAGAGCACACCGCCUGCUGCCUACACCGUCACUGACCUUGUGGAAUAUGGCAUAGUGAUUGAGAUGUUGUCUGGUGGAAAGUGGGUGCCCUUUGAUGGAGACGACAUUCAGCUGGAAUUUGUCAGAAUUGAUCCAUUUGUUAGGACCUAUCUCAAGAAGAACGGUGGAAAAUACAGUGUACAGUUCAAGCUUCCUGAUGUAUAUGGAGUUUUUCAGUUCAAAGUUGACUACAACAGACUCGGCUACACUCACCUGUACUCUUCAACCCAGGUUUCUGUCCGGCCGCUACAGCACACCCAGUACGAGCGCUUCAUCCCCUCUGCUUUUCCAUAUUACGCCAGUGCCUUCUCUAUGAUGGCGGGACUCUUUGUCUUCAGUGUCGUCUUUCUCCAUAUGAGAGAAAAAGAAAAGUCUGAUUAAAGGAGUAUCAGUGAAGAUGUAGAAAAUGUAAAACUGAAAAAAAGUUGAUGGGCUCCAGCCCUCUAUCAUAAGUAAUAGAGAUCUAAAAUAUGUGGGCUCAAUUUGAUGAAUUGGAUGGUGUGCUAUUACAGCUAAAUGCAACAUUUGUAAAUUGAGAUUUUUGGGGAAAUGUUGGAUAAUCUAACAAAGGAUGUUUUUUUUUGUUUGCCAAUGGGAUGUUUAAAGUGUUUUGGGGCACACUUUGUCUUUUAUUUGUACAAAAAGCAACUUGGUAUGGCUUUAUACUACAACAUGCACUGAUGUUUCAGCUCUUGGUAUGAAGAUUGUUUUGAAAUCUUUGAAAAAUUGUAAGGAGAUGAACGGAUGCUAAGAAUGUGGUUAAAAGACAGUAAAAAUAACAUUCCACCACUAAA
Danio rerio (zebrafish) is the source of this 1800-nucleotide messenger RNA. It is a transcript of the gene ddost, whose product is annotated as dolichyl-diphosphooligosaccharide--protein glycosyltransferase subunit (non-catalytic). Gene Ontology annotation, biological process: protein N-linked glycosylation. Lineage: Eukaryota; Metazoa; Chordata; Actinopteri; Cypriniformes; Danionidae. Gene Ontology annotation, cellular component: endoplasmic reticulum membrane. The record is from RefSeq and is marked provisional.